Molecule: messenger RNA, 1305 nt
Organism: Parnassius apollo (apollo)
Lineage: Eukaryota; Metazoa; Arthropoda; Insecta; Lepidoptera; Papilionidae
Source: the annotation of a GenBank genome assembly
AUGCAACGCGCCAGCCUCCUCGCAUAUUACGACACGUUGCUGGAGAUGGGAGGCGAUGAUGUCCAACAACUAUGUGAUGCUGGUGAGGAAGAAUUCCUAGAAAUUAUGGCGUUAGUUGGCAUGGCGUCCAAACCGCUUCAUGUCAGGCGUCUCCAGAAGGCCCUUCAAGAAUGGGUCAAUAACCCAGCCCUGUUUCAGAUCCCAAUCGUCCCCAACAUAUGCCCCACAGAGAACCCUUUUAUCCAAUGCAACCAAAGACUACUGAACAUUCCUCCGACAAUCCCCAAUGUCCUUCCAAGAACUGUAGCGUCCCCUGAAAGUAGCAGACCAAUGUACAGUCCAUCUCCAGGCGCCCCGGACAAUAGUUGUGGGUCCACCACAUCUAACCCUAACGUCAGUCCUGUACAUAAUCAAGCCACUUUUACCAAAAUUGUCUUGCCGUCGUCUCCUGCCGCGACCACUCCAGUCACAACCACCACCAGAUCAUUUUCACCACAAAGUGCUUGUCCUCCCGCUUCCUCUGGUUCUAGUCCAAGCUCUGUUACAUCACCAGUUCAGUUAACACCAGUUCUUCUAGAUGUUCAUGUACAGAAAUUAGCUGCGGCCGCGGAGAAAUUGAGCAAACAUUUGCCCCAAUUAGAACCAAAGCCGCAGAAUACUAAAAAGAAGAUGUGUAAAGACUUAGAACUGGUGAUGAUGAUGCCCGAGUCAGAUCCAAGGAGGAUGGAGGAGAUAAGGAAGUACGCGGCGAUAUACGGCAGGUUUGACUGUAAACGGAAGCCGGAGAAGCCAUUAACACUGCAUGAGGUGAUGGUAAAUGAGGCGGCCGCACAGAUGUGCCGCUGUGUGCCGGCGCUGCUGACGCGGAGGGAUGAGUUGUUCCCUCUCGCCAGGCAGCUCGUGCGCAGAGCUGGCCUACACUACUCCAAACACGGCCUCCCCCCCACAGCGACGAUAGAGGAUCGAGAACGAGAUGAGGAUGAGACGCCAAAUAAACGACCGCGGCAGGUCGCGCCAAUCACACAUGAAGGAGAUGAAGGUAAUGGUGUCCGGGCAAGUCCUGAUGCUACCAGAGGAGCUUCUAAUCAUAGUUGGUGGGGAAUGAAGACUGAAAGUGACGACGCGGACUCCAGGUGCUCAUACUCCAGUACUAGUACUCCACCACCAGAAACGGAAGAGAGCCGCCCGCAAAUAGUAGCAGCCCGUGGAGAUAGCAUCAUCGCCGUCGCCAACCCUGCGCUGCAGCCGCCGCACACCCUGCACGUGCCCCACACACCACAUCCCACCAGAAACCACUCCAACUGA